CUGUUACUUUUGACACGCCCACACGCUGACACACGAAUAUAACUUGCCAUUUAUUUCAAAUAUACAAAAUACAAACCAAACCAUAAAAAUUAAAGUGUGGUGUCUGCAAAUGCAAGUCCAGGAAUGGAUCCACUGUCUCCAUCCGCACUAACAUAGCUUCAAGACGGUUAUGUCCAAAUAUAGAAAAAGAAAUCAGCGAAGAAGAAGUCUCAGUGCUGGUGGCAACAUCAGCCUGGCCCUGGCUGCCCUGCUGCUGCUCUUUGUGCUGUGGCUGCAGCUGUGUGCCGCACGCAAAAUGCGACCCAAGAGAGCCGCCCGUGCGGGUCCACAAAUCUGGCGUGAGGGUUACUCCGGCGAUGGCACCACGCACGAGCAGCUGGGACAGGUACACUUUCCGCCCGUUCAGUUUUCCAAAUUCGAGCCGGUGAUGAAUUACACAACGCGAGAAAAGUCCACGAGAUCGCUGGAUGGUCUGUUGAAGUUUUCACGCACUUUUUACGAUCAAAUAUUUCCACUCGAUCCGAGCGUGCCCAGAGGCUAUUUGCAGUUUGUGGGCACGGAUCACAUGCGAAUGGGCCCGAAGGUGGAUAAGAAUGAUUGGGCCGCUUGGCUGUCUGCCUAUUGGAUGUUUUGGCUUUGGGUCAUCGUCCUCGUGGCACUCAUUAUCCUGAUGCCCUUUCUAGGCGUUUUGUAUUGCUGCUUUUGCUGUUGUCGCUGCCGGCAGGGCUGUCCGCCCUGCAUGACGGUGGAGAAUCGAAGACGAAGACAUAUCUUGGGCGGUUGUCUGGCUCUACUCAUUAUACUGAUCGGUUUGUGCAUGGCUUUGGCUUUCUACUCGAAUGGUUUGCUGGAACGUGGCCUGGCCAAGACCAAGACAACGCUGGAAAUGGGCAGCGUGGACACUUGCAAUUUCCUCUACUCCGUGGAGGAGCAUGUCAAUCAUUUGUUGAAGAAAAACUAUGAGGAAUUGUCCACGCAUCUGGUGGCCAUGAUCAUGAAUGCACCCCAGCACAUAGCUGCGGACCUAAACGAUGCUUCGGAUGCCAAUUCCCUUGUGGAAUUGGAUCGUAUAUUUAGCAAUUUUGAGUACAUAUCAGGCGUGCUAGAAAGUGCAGACUACACUGACAAAAUGGUCAGGCUCACGGCCAUGCGUUUAAGAGAUGCUCUGAGGGGCGUCAAACGUGACGUGAACUUUGCGGCAACUGUACUUUGUGGCAGCAUGGAGUGCAUCAAGUUUUUGGGUCGCACUGAAAUCGAAUAUCUCGACACCUCACGCUGCUUGCAUCCGGAAAAGAUGCCCGAAAUUUAUAGCAUUCUGACCAGCAUGAAGGCACUUAUCGAGCAUAUGCACCGGCCCGGGGAGGCACUCGAAAAGCUGCACGAGAUGACCGUGCUGAUUACAGAGGAACUGGAACGCGUCGCUGGACCCAUUAUUCGGGACAUACAGAACGGAAGGAAGUUGUUUAUAGCGCAGGCAGAUCGCAUCAAUGAAAUCAUCGACGUGGUCAUCAGUGACAUUCAUUUGUACACGCUGCGCACCACGCGGGCAUUCGAUGAUCUCUACGAUAGGUUCAACGAGACGCGGUACUAUGCGGUGCUGUACAUCUCCGUGUCGGUGAUUGUGAUCUUGACUCUACUGAUCUUUGCCCUGCUUUUUGGCAGCUUUGGCAAACGAGUCACUGGCGUGGAGGAUGGUGUCUUCAGCCAAAAGAUUGGUUCGUACUUUUUGCUGGUCGCCAUGGUGCUGAUAUUCUGUGUGGUAUCCAUUAUGCUUAUGAUGAGCCUAUUCUAUGUUGUGAUUGGCGCUGUCGCUUAUAAAGGCGCCUGCGCGCCGCUUUACGCACAAAAGUCGGCGCCAGCCAUGCCCAUCGAUGAGCUCAGAUCAGAGAGCGAAGACGUGGAUCAAGAGCGGAGUGGGGGUGCGGCGCCCAAGCUAUCAAAUCUCAUCAUCGAGUGUGAGGGUGAGAAUAUGAUCUUCAAGUAUUUGCGUGAGAAUCGCAUCUACGAUGUGGAUGACAUGGUGCGCAUGCGCGUCAUGUCCCCCAUGGAGUCAAAUUUUGCGCUCUUUGAGGAUGUGGAUCUAUCGAACUUCACCCUGGUCACCGAGGAGGAUAAGGAGGUUUACAUGUCGGUGUCGAAGCAGGAGUUGGGUCUGAUACAUCCCUCGCUGUGGUACGAUCAUCUGUGCUACGAUUAUGUGCCCAUUCCUUUUGAUAAUUUGGCACUGGCGCUGAAACGAAUGGCCAAAUCAUUGUCGUGGAACAACUAUCGUGGGGCGAGGUCUGCCUUUGAGAAUGAAUACAUAAAUCUACUCACAUUCUAUUGGGCAUACGCACCCGCUCUGAAUCGCCAUAUAUCCGAAUUGAUUACAGUCGUUGAGGAUGUUGAUGAAUCGAUUCUCUAUCAACAUUACAACUUUGGGGACAGUCUGCGCAUACUGCUGAAAAAUAUUCUAAGCACUGAGAUAUUUAUACGCGAUCUGGGCAAGACGUAUCUGGCGAACAUUGGCAAAAACCUAACCGCUGUGAUCAAUGAACAGAUCGAUGACUACAUCAAGAUGGUUGUCUAUGAUGCCAACCACGAGAUAGGAAAUUGUCAGCCGCUGAGUUACAUUUAUGAUCGCAGUUUGGACACAAUUUGCAGUGAAAUGGUUGACCCCAUAAUUGGCUAUUGGCUGGGCAUUGUGUUGUCUGCCUUCCUGCUGAUGAUUGUCCUGUGUAUAAGCCAUCGUUUGCAGUGUGUGUACCGGCAGAUACACUUGAAGCCAUAUGUGCCUGUUAAGGUGACAUCAACGAGCUGUCCAUUUUGCAUGACGCGAUCGCAGAGGCUAGCAGCUGGCGGUGAUUGUGGCUGCCUUCCUCCCAGUGGCACAAUUAUCGAUGUGGAAUUGGCGCUUGAGGCAACGGCAAAUCAUCCCAAAACCAACAGGGACACAACAGAGUCCAGCAUGGAUGGCAAGAACAAGUUAGAUUAGCAAAUGGCAGAGAGACAUUGUUCAAAAUGGAAUUUCGGAGUGUAUUACGGCCCGAUCAAAGCCACUGCGCUGUGGUCUGACUUUGAAUUCCCAUUCCUGGACUUAAUUUCAAUGGCAAAACGCUACGUUUGCCUAAACUUGGAACUGCAUCUACUGGGCGCCAUAAGUUGAACUCAAUCGCGGCACAAAGAACUCAAAUUAAAUUGCGCAAAAAAUUCUUUUGACACAGAAAACUUUCGAAAAAUUUCAAUUUUGUUGCCAAGUAAACGAUGCCUCAACGCUGCAAUAUUGUCAGGCUACUGAGCGCCAAUAUAAGAUGAAAAAUUGUUACUAAAUAACACAAAUACUCGAUGGAUUACUGCCAGCAGUUUGAUGCCCCAAAAACCCAACAGCAGAAGUGCCAUAAUUAAUGUUUUGAUUGAAAUGAAAUAGCGCAAAGCUGUAACUGUGUGGCGUAUCCGUGUUGCUGUCUAUGUGUGAGCGGGGUCUUGUGCUGCUGCUGCUGCGGCGCCCUCCAUGGAGGGAAUGUCACGUAUCGCUUUUGACUAGUGCGCUCGAUAAAUGCCUGUCUUUGUCUUGGAUUGCGAGUACGAGUUUAAAGCUGAAAAACUUGACUCAAUUAAAUCACGCUUCAAAUUAGUAACAGUUGAGCGGAGACAGGAUUGGAAAACCCUUUUUUUCGGGUAUCAUAAUAAUGCAGUGCAGCCAGGAGAGUAAAAGGAAGAAGAAAAAGCAGCGCUGCUUUAACGUUGCUGCUGCUGCUUUAACGCUGCCCUGCCUCUGCCGCAGCCGCUGCUGGUUCUGCCUUUUGCUGUUGUUUCCUUUGCUGCGUUCGUCGUGUAUAAAAAUUUAACAUCUGCUCCUUUCAUGAUUUCGGAAAACUCAAAACUCGUACAAGAGCGACAGCCAGUCAGCAGCAGCAACAACAACAACAACAACUACAACAAAAACUGCAAGAGCAGCGAGGGCUGUAAUGGCACAAAUAUAAAUAUCUUCCAAUCAACGGAUUUGAGAAUACAAAAACAA
Messenger RNA from Drosophila subobscura, 4000 nucleotides. Its product is annotated as prominin-like protein. Gene Ontology annotation, cellular component: membrane. The transcript has 19 exons. The coding region runs from base 170 to 2974 and encodes 934 amino acids. The record is from RefSeq and is a predicted model, not a curated record. NCBI's taxonomy places the organism in Eukaryota, Metazoa, Arthropoda, Insecta, Diptera, Drosophilidae.